This is a messenger RNA of Biomphalaria glabrata, 6955 nucleotides long. RefSeq names its product monocarboxylate transporter 2-like. Gene Ontology annotation, biological process: monocarboxylic acid transport; transmembrane transport. The record is from RefSeq and is a predicted model, not a curated record. The transcript is spliced from 17 exons. The coding region runs from base 556 to 3126 and encodes 856 amino acids. NCBI's taxonomy places the organism in Eukaryota, Metazoa, Mollusca, Gastropoda, Planorbidae. Gene Ontology annotation, molecular function: monocarboxylic acid transmembrane transporter activity.
AGAAAUGAUGAGAGAAAGGGAAGGGGGGAGAAGUGGUUGUAUCAGCUGAUAGGAACAGCUGACUUGAUUACGUCGAAUGUUGUCGUCUGCUAGGCAUUGAGUGUCAGGAUUCAAAGAGUUUCCUUUAUUAUUAUUGGUAAAUCGUAACAGUUUCCGAUGCAGGCAGUGUACGCUAGCCAAGUGUGUAUCCUGUCUGCUGUGUACAUUUCGUAUUGAAGGAUUGUAGUGUAUAAUUAUUGUGUUAAUGUGUGUUCAGUUUGCUGUAGUAAAGCCAACAGCUGAGCCUUCAGGCAACGGCCCGUGUAGUGUACUCUCUGUGACUGGCCUACACUCUGCUGUGUAUGUCGACAGACGCAUCAGAAAGUUCUGACAAUCGCUGGAACAUAUCGUGUGUUUCACUCGCAUGUUGGACUACAAGGACAAGCAGCUUUGAUAUUAAAUUGAAAAGUGCAGUGAUGCAGAACUAACCGCUUUGAAGAGAAAGAAAAUAAAAAGAAGAAAUAUCAUUUUGAGUCUCUUUUGUUCAGUCUGUUUGGCGCUUUGUAAGCUGACAUCAUGACUGCAGAGAACUCCGCAAAGAAAGAAGAUGGUGGAGGUGGGGACGAGGAAAUCAAGCUGAACGGGCCAGACAAGAUGAACUCCACGGAUCAGAAGCAGAGACUUCUGGACAAAAAGAAAGAGGCCGCCAAAGAUAAAGCCAACGGAGUCAAAGGCCGAAAGAAACGUCGAGGUUCUGAGGACUCACAGGUAUCUCUAGAGAGUAUGGAAGACUACAUCCCAACUCCACCAGAUGGAGGGUGGGGUUGGGUUAUAGUGGCUGCCUCUGUUGUCUGUAAUCUUAUUGUGGACGGAAUCGGAUACAGCUUUGGUGUCUUUCUGUCAGAAUUUGUAGAGGCUUUCAAGGAGAAAAAGAGUACAGUCUCAUUGGUUGGGUCUCUGUUAUGUGGCACAUAUUUGUUUGCUGGACCUAUUGUUAGUGCCAUGACCAACAAGUUUGGAUGCAGGGCAGUUGUCAUCGCUGGAAGUCUGGUGGCCACAGCUGGCUUUAUUAUGGCCACUUUCUCCAAUGGGGUCAUUAUGCUUAUUAUUACUUAUGGAAUAAUUGGAGGUUUUGGUCUAGGCAUGAUCUACCUCCCAGCCAUUGUCAGCGUGGGAUACUACUUUGAAAAGAAGCGUGCCUUCGCCACAGGUCUAGCUGUAGCAGGCUCAGGCUUGGGGACAUUCAUCUUUCCCCCUCUCAGUGAGGUCAUCCUAAACAGUUUGUCCUGGAGAGGUGGUCUACUGAUUAUAGCUGGUAUUAUCUUACAUGGCUGUAUAUGUGGAGCGUUGAUGAGGCCACUCAAGGCGAAGAGACCAGCAAAACCCAAAAACAAGCCAAGAGCUAAAAACACAUUUGAUAGAAUCAAAGAGCACUCCAGAACAAGGAGUGUCUCAGAGAGCAGCAGUGCUGUCCACUCUAUAGCCGACACUAACUUAAUUCUCCAGGGAGUUCUGGAGGCUAAGCUUCACCGGGAGAAAAGACUUCAGGACAACGACUCAGAGCUAGGCUCAUUGCCAAGUGUAGCCUUCGUUAAAAGGCAGGACAGCUACCGUGCUGAGGAGAAUGGCCGCCCUAGUGGACCUGCAGCUAUUUCAACUGACACAAGUAAACAAAAGCUCUCCAUAAGCAGCACUGGCGACUCACUAAUGACCAGCUCACCAGCAAGGGAUGUCACCAGCUCACCUGUGUCACAGACUACUGGAUCGCCAGCAAUGCUGACAGCCAGCUUGGUACAAGAGAAGGAAACUGCUCACAAUGGCAGUGUCUCACCAGACCCAGAGAGUGAAGCCAAAGUGUCUGAGAUGGCCGAGUCAGUAGCUACAGUGGGUUCUGAAUAUUUCACCCCGCCUUUGUCCCCAUCAACCACCACUCCAAGCAGCCCAGUUCAUGAUCAGGAGGACUUACAAGCACAUACUGGCAGCAACGACAACGACAACCAAUCUGAUUUGACUGAUUCAACCAAAAAACAAAGUAAUGGAGCAUUGAUGCUAGGUGGUGAAUUUUCCCCCCUGUUAGAAGUGCCUGCUCCUGUCAUCAAAAUUGGAGGCCAACGUGCUGGAAGCUAUGGUGGCAGUCGAACAAACAUGUUGCACAUUCAGAGCAUAAAUUCUUUACAUGUGUCCAAGAAGGACUUGUCCAGGCCUUUGUAUCGUAAAGAUAUUUUCUACAGCGGCAGUGUGUUGAACAUCCCCCAAUACAAGUCUCAGACUGACAUCAAGAGUUUCAUCACCAGUAUCACCACCAUCCCCGGAGAGAUGGAGUUUGUGGAUGGACCCAGCCCAUCCUUUAAAUGCAUCAACAAGUAUUGCAGCUGCCUGCCUAGGCCAGCACGAGAUGUACUCAGUGAGAUGGUGGACAUUACCCUGUUCAAAGACAUUAGUUUUAUGCUCAUCUGCUUGGGCAAUGUGGCAGCAUUCCUAGGUUUCUACAUCCCUUUCAUGUUCCUUGUAGAUCGCUCUGUUGAGCUAGGUAUAGACAAAUCACAAGCAACCUUUCUUAUAUCCAUUAUAGGCAUUACCAACACUGUGGGGCGUGUCUUGAUUGGCAAGCUUGCUGACCUUCACUUGAUUGACAGUUUGAUUAUAACCUAUAUAUCAAUAGCAUUGUGUGGUGUAGUCACUGCCUUAGUGCCAUUCUGUAACACUUAUCCUCUGCUUGCUACCAAUGCUGCUGUAUUUGGCUUAGGAAUGGCCGCAUUUAUUUCUCUGUCCUCCAUUGUUAUCUGUGAUCGCAUGGGUCUUGAAAAACUGACCAAUGCUUUUGGACUUUUGUCCAUGGUGAGAGGAAUAGCUGGCAUGGCUGGCCCUCCAAUGGCUGGUAAGAUGUAUGACUCCACUGGACAAUAUGAUAUGUCUUUCUACAUUGGUGGCUUGCUCUUGUUUGCUGGUGCUGGUUGUCACUGUUUGUUACAUCUGAGUUGUCUCAGGUCUCAGACUAAAAUCUUGACCUGGAAAGAGAAAAGAACAGAUACAGUUAUAGAUCAGCCAGAUACAAUACUGGAACAACCUGAGUUGGAAGAGAUACUUGAGAUGGCUGGCUCUAAACCAAAGAUUGUUUCUAAAGAAGAGGCCUUGUCAUCUGUGUAAAUGCUUAGUACUUCUGCUGACUUUUUUGUUCUAAGUGAGACCCUAUUCUUUGUUAAGAGUAUCAAAAGAAUAUAAUGAUCAUAAUGGCAUUGAUGGAAAGACAAUUGAUUUGUAAGAUAUGAUGUGCAUUACAAAGAUGAAACUUAUGUUCAUUAUUAUAAUCACAGUUUUUUUACCUCUUUACCUUGAGUAAGCUGUAGAAAAUGAUCUGAGCUAAUACAAAAAUAAAUGAAUAAUGCAACUCACCCCUUACCUAUUUUCAUACAGUAUCUACCAUAACUAAUACUUCUUAUCCUUCACCCUUGAGAUAUCACUUGUAAAGAGUUCCUAAUGUAUGAACUACAUUGUUUAGUGAUUUCCAUAUCAAGUUGUUCUCCUUUAACUAUCCUUGAGAGAGCCAGUAUCUCAAACCUCUUGUUACAAUAGAAAGGCUAUAGGGGCAUAUCAGUAGCUUGUGUUGCUGAUUACACAGCUAAUCAAAUGGAGUUUUUCUUCCAUGUUCACUGCCAAUGUACUUGGACAUUUCAUUAAACUAAAGAAGUGUAUUGUCUUGUUCUUCACAUUCAACAGAUCUGCUACAGACACCUUAGUGUAAAAAUAUAUAACUAGGUUAAAAUAAUUUAGUCCCUUUUACUGUAACUCUUAUAACAGACUGGAAUCUUUGUCUAUUAAAAUCACUUGUUAUGCCUUAAAUAUUAGCUUAGGACUUACUUGCUUCUAAGUAAUGUUUGUUGACUUAGAUCAGACUUACUCUACAAUUCAGAUUGUAUAUUCUCCUAAACAUAUUAAUAUGAUCACUAAUGGUUAUAGUACUAAUCAACUGCACAAUUAAUUAUCAUAUCAUUAUUCCUAAAGCUCAUUCUGAUAACUGCAUAGUGUUUUCUAAAUGUUUUCUUACAUUGUAUAUUUACUUUUGCAUUAUAAAAAGUUGGUAUAUAUUGUUUUGAUUUUUUUUCACAUAUUGAAAAAUUGUGUUGUUUUUUUAAUGAUAGCACCCAGCUUUAUGUGUGUGGUGUGUAUCUUGGUUGUUCUCUUAACUGAAACAUUUCAGCUUUUGUGUAUUUAUCACUGCCAUUUCCUAUUCUUGUAGCUACAUAUGUCUUCAUUACAAAAUAGUGUCCCAAUUACCAAAUUUCUUUUUGGAUUUGUGUUCAGUCUGAUACAUAUUAUUCCCAUGUGUGUUGCCACUAGCUUUCAAAGACUGCUUAGAAAAUAUCAUUGUAGAUAGCCACUAACUAGCUUCAACAUUCCAAUAGCUAUAUUCACAUCUUUUUAGCUAACAUUUUUUUCAUUAUAGUAAGUGACUUUUUUUUUUCAAAAAGGCUGUAACCUUUCUUGUGCAGACAAUACCACUUACCAGUUUACAAGAUGAUAUCAUCAUCCUCAUCACAUGGUAUGCUAGUGAUAUAUUUUGUGUAUCCGAUUUUAUGCAUUUCAGUGUUUUUUAUUAUAGACUCUAUUUUCUAAGUACAACACUAGAAACAUUUUGAAUUACAUAGGCUUUUACUUUUAUUGAUAAUCAAUAAUCAAUUGUGACCUGUUCUUAUAUUUCACAGUUCAUAUAAAUUACAUUGGUACCAGUAUUCUUCUUUACAUCUGGUUCUUAGUUACAUUUAAUGUUAAAAACUAAAUGUACUGGUAAUAAUUUUAUCAAUUUUUAAAACAUUUUUCUUUGUAAUCAAGAUAUAAUUUGAAUUGACAAGACUUAAUAUUUUGGUGUAUUUUGAACUUUAAAUUUGAGGUUACACUUUAUUAAGUUUUACCCUUUUUCAAAUCAUUGGCCUUUAUAAAUAAAAACAAGAAUUUAUUAGGGGCAAAUGAUCAAUGUUUGUGACAUGCAAAUUGUGUGUAAAUAGUCGACCUUUUGUAAUGACCUCCUGUUAUUGUCUUCAUUUAGUCUUCUGAACAGUGUUCUUGUCAUCUAGUCUGAUUAUAUCACAAAGUUGUCUGUUGACAUAAUAACACAUCUAUCACAAAUAUCUUGAUGUGAAACUCCUUCAGAGAUGUUAGAACAGUGAGAACAAACGUGGGCACUAGCAAUAUCUUUUUUUUAAUUUGUCCUUGAAUUUAUAUUUCAACUUUUAUUCAGGCUUUUAGCAUUGUUCCAUUAUUUUCUAGUGUUCUUGUAGAGUUCUUGAAAUGUAUGCUUUUUUAAUGUCCCAAAUUGAUUUAUUCUUUGUCAUUACUUAUUUUAUUGUAUUUUUAAUGAUUUUAGUCUCUACUUUCCAUGUUAAAGAUACAAAAUUUUAGAAUACAAACAAAAAGAACAAACAUUAACAAAAAUAACUUUUGUAUAUUUUUUUUGCAAUAAGUAAAAACAUUUUUUUAAUUAAUAUAUUUUUUUUUAAUUUGUAUGUAAGGUCAUUGGCAUAACAAAUAGUUUUAAUUUUUUAAUUCCUUUUUUUUUUGUUGUUAUUAACAUUUUUAUAACACUGUCAUGUUGCAUCUAUUUUUCAUCAAUGUUGCAUCAGUCUUUCAUAUGAUGAAAUGCCAUUUUUGAUAUCAAUCAUUGUUCAAAAGUAUAGAAAAUUGAGUUAUUGUACAUGGAAGAAAUGUGAAUCAUUGAAAUAUAUUCAAACUUAAAUAAUAUACAUGUCCUGAUUUGACUGAUUGGUCUUCACUUUGAAUAACUGAGUGGAUGGCUGCCUUCUUGUGUGAUAUGCACUCUUGAUGGUUCUGGGUUUGAACCCUGCCCUCCACCUUCCCAUGUCAUCCUGCUGGAGGUUCGAACUAGGUUGUAAAAGUCUUGAAUUCUGGAAAAAUGUCUAUAAGUUACAAGUCAUGCUUAUUUAGUGUUGCAGAUAGGAGUAUUUCAAUAAAAGCCAACAGGAAACAGAUGUGUAGGCAAUCUGUCCAGGCCAUAUUUUUUCAUUUAAUAAUUGUGAGGCUAACUCUUUUAGUGAAUACUAGUUCAAUUAUGGUAGAUCACGAUUACAUGGUAUUAACAUUGUGGUUUAAAUCUUCACAAAUAAUCAGUAUGUUAAAAUUAUUCAAACGAAAAUUAGAGACAGUGAUCUUUGUUUUUCCGUAGUUCAGUGUUGGGAAAUCUACACAAUACAGUAUCCAUCUUUUUGAACCCUUUACAUAAAAAAUUAACAGUUCCUGAGACAGGGAGUGAUUCAGUAUAUCAGGUUUAAAGGUCUGUUUUUGUUGUUUUUGUGAACUUGGUUACUUGAAGUAGUGCCUGACAAUUUUAUACAAUGCAGACAUAAUAGAAUGAUCAAUUCUGAUAUAGUCUACAUAUGUUUGUAUUUCUACAAGUUUAACAUUUUUAUUAUUUGUUCAUUUUGUUAUAAAUAUGAUAGUUAGUUUUUGCAAUAUUUGGAUAUAAUUAAGUUUUUGUGCUUGUCAUGUUUGAAUGUCAGCACAAGUUCAGAUUAGGGAGUACCUACCUUUAUAAUUGCUUCUUCAUUCCCUCAUAGAUAUGAUUAUCUUUUACUUUAUUGGUUUUGUUGUUACAGUCUUGUUUUCAACUUUACAUAUUUUGUAGAACAUUGCCAUUAUUACAUUUUUAUUAUACAGUAAAAAAAACAAUUUCCAUCAAUCUCUAGAUAUUUUAUUUGCUUUUAUUUUAAUGUAUUCUGAGUUGAAGCUUCCAUUUUGUUCUAGUUCCUGGUUUGCUGUCAGAACUGUAGGUUUUAUUUGUUGUAUAUGUUUCAGUUGUUAGUUUUAUUUUCUUAAAGAAUGUGAUUGAUGCUGUUGAUAGUAUGAAAUGUAGUACUCUUUAGCAGUGAGUGAUAGAUGUGUAUAUUUUUAAGCAGGCUAAUGAAAGGAUUGAACAGUGUAAUAAACAUUUACUAAAAGAAUUUGAAAUAAAACAUACAAUAUA